This is a messenger RNA of Phymastichus coffea, 1056 nucleotides long. Its product is annotated as myb-like protein AA. The transcript is spliced from 5 exons. The record is from RefSeq and is a predicted model, not a curated record. Lineage: Eukaryota; Metazoa; Arthropoda; Insecta; Hymenoptera; Eulophidae. The coding region runs from base 1 to 999 and encodes 332 amino acids.
AUGUCGAUAACACUGAACGCGCGUUCUGAAAAAUUUCGAAAGCCCGUGAACUAUUAUCCAACCUCGCCAGCGGCAGCGAAGGACAUCGGAGAUCAAGCCGCGUACGAUUCUAGAUACGUGUCGGAUCCGCGUACUUACGCGGCCGAUUUGCCUACCGACAAUGAGUUUAAAAACAGCGAUGAUAGAGAUUCUAACGACUCUGCGUCGGUCGGCGAUACGAGCGCUAAUCUCGACGGCAACUUGGAGACCGAUAAUCGGUAUCGCGACGUAGCAGCCGACAUGAAGCAUGAAAAAUUCUUGCAAGACAUCCUGUACACCAGAUACCCAACCAACAAACGCGUGCCAGCUUAUCACGCUGAUAACUACGACGACGUUUUACGAUCGAGUCACGCGCAGCGACGAGCGCAGGAUUACGCGGUGAAAAAAAGUAAGAUCUACGACACGACCAACGAUCCGCACAACGGGCAAAAGUUGCGAGCACUCCGAGAAUUGCAACGCCGCCGCGAAAUGGCCGAGGAGUAUUACUCGCAAGAGAUCAAAAGGCUGAUCGGCGACCAGCACAAUUUGGGCAAACCGACGUCGACGGCUCGGCAGACACCCCAUCACGAAAACGCUUACUCUGGCGAUCGCGCCAAUGCCAAUAUCUUUGACGGCUUGGAACAGUGCGGCACGAUGACCACGAUAACGCGAUUGAACUGCGGCUGUGCCGAGCAAGUGGUCCGACCGAUCUUCACAACGCUAAAUGGUCGCACUCAGCGACGCAUUUGCUCGCAGGAUCAAGAGGUUCGCAUGAGAAUGUCGGCACCCAAUGCACGGUUCGUGCACUCGCAUACGGCGCCCGGGCCAAAGCUCAAGAGCAAAUCUUUCGCCGAACAACGCAGCGCCGGACAAGAACAACAGCAGCAACAGCAACAGCAACAGCAGCAGCAGCAGCAGCAGCAGCAGAGGGUUGCCUCGCCUGGCCGCAAGAUGAGCGAGUCGUCGGUCAUGUCAGUGUGAAUCCUUUUGUCUUGUUCGUCUUUCUUUUCUUGUCUGUUGAGUAAUAAAGAGUGAGUA